AUGCAAAAAAAAUAAGAAAUUUAAAUUUAAAGCGAUAACAUAAGAGACAAAAAUGAUUCAAUUAGUCUCGAUGAAUAGUAGCUUUAUAAUCUACCUUAGAGAUAAAAGUUGUUAUUGAGCGAAUAGUAUCAUUCUAUUCGAAACUAAUUAUCCAUUCAAAAGUAGAACUAAUAUACUUAAAAGGCUUAAAAAUUAGUCGAUGGCAUUGAUAAGGUGUUGGAAUCUGAUUUAUAUUCCUGGGAAGAAGAAAAGUAGUGGAAAUUUAAUCUACCUAAAACUGUAUUUGAAGGUGAUUAGUCUCCAAUAAAAUUCUUUCAACCAGAACUAGUAUAUGGCAAUUAAGACAUGAACAGGUUAACUCUCUAAUAAAUGAUUUCUAUAGAGUAGUCAGGAAAAUUUAUUGUCAGUGGAAAAAAUGAAGAAUCAUCUAAAGUAUGGAAAGUGAGUCCUUGGAUAGUUCGAGGACAAAAUUAUAUUAAUGAGUGCUAUUAUUCAGGGCUAAGCCGUUCUUAUUAUCAAUUACUUUAAAUCAAGAAAAGAUUAGGAUGGAAAUAUGCUUAAAACUAGUUUCUUGGAUAUAAGCUUUUUAGACCAAACUUUUUUAAUGGAUUAAUUGGUAUUUCUUGUGUAUUUACUAAGUUGGCAUCUAUAACUAUUGGUACUUAGCAAUUAAAUAUCUAAGGUAAGGACUAAAUUUUAAAUGAAAUAGCAAGAGAGAGGAAAAAAGAAACUAUAAAGAUGUAUUAGCCUGAAAUUAAAACAAGCUUUUUUGAAUACUUCAGAAUAAAAAAUGAUGAGGUUUUCUAUGACGAGAUUAGUAAUCAAUUUUACUAAAAUUUGAAAAGCGUAAAGGAACAGCUGGAAUCAUAAAAUCGAAUUGAAGAUUUUAAUACACUCUAAAAGGCAUUCGAAAUGGCUGCUAACGAACUAGAAAAAAGUAGAUUAAGUGAGCUGGAGAAAAUGAAUGUAGAAGAAAAGGAAGCCUUACAUAAAAUUUUUAAUGAAAAAUAAGAGCUUCUUUUUAGCAUGAUUUUAUCAUCAAAAUACAUAAAAGAUAAGUAAGUGUAAGAACAUUUCAUAGAAUUAAUAAAAGUUACUUAAAUUACAGAAAACCAUUACUUUAAACUUGAAAACGAUUUAAAGGAGUAUGCUAAAUAAGAAUAAAAUAAUUUAUCUGAUAAGCACCCAAUAAAAUCAAAAGUAUUUUCUUGGAUAGAGCAUCAAAUAAAUGAAUUUAUGACAGCAAAGAGAGCUGAAUUGUAGAUUGAGUGCAAUGCUCAGAUCAUCAAAGAAUUAGAAGAUAAUAACCUUCACUCUUAUGCAAAUUAAUUUAGAAGAUAUACUGAAUUUUAGUAAAAUCAAGAUGCUAUUUAUGAGUAAAACUAUGAAAGAAUCUAAAAAAUUAAAGAUGAACCUAGCAGAGUUUUUAAGACAUUUGAAUAAAAUAAGAAACCUUACAAAAUAUUGAGCGAUGUUUCCUACUUAGGAGAGACUUAUUAUUUUUUUGACGAAGCAAAGACUCAUUUAACACCUACAAGCUUCUUAGGAUGGAGGUUAGCUUUGCUAUUUACUAGAUAUAAGGCUUGGACAAAAAAUGUUUAUAACAUUUUAAUUGACAAUAUGAUAAAUGGAGAAUUAGGGUUAAAGGCUUUAUUCAAAACAAAACCCUUUCCUAGAGAUUAUAAUCUAGACAUAAAGACUGGCUAAUUGUAAGAAAAGUUAGUCGAUCCUUAUAUUUAUAGCUUAAAAGAAUCUCUUAAUUCAAUAAAAUAAUCUCUUAGAGACUUUGAAGCCUAGCCUGACAGAGGUAUUAUUGGAAAGAGUAUCUCUAGAGUUUUCAAAUAAAUCGAAUGCUUAAUUAGAUUAGCUUUAACAGCUAGUUUCAUUGGAAUUGGUAUGCCUGUAGGAAUUAUGAUUAAUACUACUUUAAGUUUCUUACUUGCUGUUACAUCUUGGGCUUGGAUUCCUGCUUGUCUUGUAUUAAGAUAGAUCUUCAAUAUGCUUAUAUUUGAUCUUGAUUAUCCUCAUAGCAUCGACUCUAGAAGAUAAAAUGAUUAAAGAGUCAUUAGUUCAUAAUUUUUUCCACUCCCAGCAGUAGUUUUUGACAUGUUUGUAGAUUAUUUAGAAGUUAGUAUCAGUUUGGCUAGUGCAUUCAUUAUACAUCCAGCUCUAUCCACAUUUAACUUUGCUAUUACUGCUUUAAGACGUGCAGGAUAAAGCUUGAGUGACGACAUUAUGUGCUUAAUUAUCUCCUUAAUAGGUAGACAGCCUGAAAUCGAUACUUUCUUAGCAUGGAAAGUAGGUAAGGCAGGAGAUGAGCAAUAACAAAUUUACUCAAUGAACAUUGAAGAUGUUUAAUUCUUGGUGAGAGCUCGUUUAGAGGAAAUUGAAUUGGAAGAGUAUCAAAGUAGAUUAUUAAAUAAAAUAAAUGAACCAAGUUUUAUUUUCGAUAAUUUAUCAAAAAAUUUAUUUCAGUUUUAUGAUCUUCGUUAACCAGAUAAUAGAAUAAUUAUUUCUAGCAUAGAAAUGUAUAUCUAGAUUUUAUAAAAGCAAAUUGAAGAAAGAAAGAAAAAUUACCCUUUACUACCAAAAUGCAACAUUAAAUUCACAGAUGAAGAGCUUUAAAAGCUUUUCUUUUAAUCUUAAAAUCUUGUUUAGAGUUUUGUUGAGCCAAGAAAAAUGGAUUGGGUCUUCUAAAAAUUUGAGAUAAAAUAAAAUGAUUAUAAAAAAUUAACAGAGAUGGUUUUGAUUGACAUAUUCGAAGAUUCUGAAAUCCUGUAUCCAAUCAGUGAAGCAGAUAAAAGAAUAUAGAUUAAAACAGAAAAAAGAAGCAACUUUGAUUCUAUUUAUAAUUCCAUAAUAAGUAAAAGUGGUAUUUACUCAUAAAACUAAAUAAGAUUUUAAAAAUAUAAAAAUAACUUCUUAUUCCCUUUCAUAGGACCAAAAGAAGUAUAGUAAAAUUUCGAUAAAAAGCAAAUAAACUAUAGCACUAUACUCAAUCCUGCAUGUGAAGCAUUUUAUUUUGAUCACAAAGACUAUGAAGAAAUAGUUUUACCAAAAAAUGACUAUUAAAAUGAUAAAAAUUGA
Molecule: messenger RNA, 3087 nt
Organism: Tetrahymena thermophila SB210
Lineage: Eukaryota; Ciliophora; Oligohymenophorea; Hymenostomatida; Tetrahymenidae
Product: transmembrane protein, putative
Exons: 1
Source: RefSeq, a predicted model, not a curated record